This is a messenger RNA of Astyanax mexicanus (Mexican tetra), 3671 nucleotides long. It is a transcript of the gene ankrd13a, whose product is annotated as ankyrin repeat domain 13A. Bases 158 to 1978 code for a protein of 606 amino acids. Gene Ontology annotation, molecular function: protein binding. The record is from RefSeq and is a predicted model, not a curated record. NCBI's taxonomy places the organism in Eukaryota, Metazoa, Chordata, Actinopteri, Characiformes, Acestrorhamphidae. The transcript is spliced from 15 exons. Gene Ontology annotation, cellular component: cytoplasm.
GUUGUUUUGUACAGAAGUUAGUUGUGGAAGUUUGGAGCGGCUCCUGCGGGUUUUAGCUGUGGUUCAGGGUAAAGUAAAUGCAGCGGCGGGUCGCUGAGAGUCUCCCCGGGUUCUGCAGCUGCGGGUCGGUGUAAUAGAGGAGGAACAGCCAGGGGAAAUGCUGAGCUGCAGUGAGGAGGAUCCGGGGGAUUUCAGGCUGAAGUUUCGGCUGCACUGCCUGGUGUGGGAGAAUGACUACAGGAGCCUGGAAAGGGAGCUGCCCACGCACAACGUAGAGGAGGUGGACCCCCGGGGCCGGACCCCGCUGCACCUGGCCGUGUCUCUGGGUCACCUGGAGUCCGUCCGAGUGUUGCUGAGACAUGGAGCUGAGGUGACCAAAGAAAAUUCCAAAAACUGGACUGUCCUCCAGGAGGCGGUCAGUACCGGAGACCCGGAGAUGGUGCAGCUGGUUCUGCAGCGGCGUGAUUACCUCAAAGCCUCCACAGCACUAGGGGGCGUGCCAGAGUUACUGUGCAAGAUCCGAGAGUCUCCAGAUUUCUACAUGGAGAUGAAGUGGGAGUUCACCAGUUGGAUCCCGCUGGUGUCCCACAUGUGUCCCAGUGAUGUGUGUCGGAUCUGGAAGAGCGGGGCCAGUCUGAGAGUGGACGCCACCCUGCUGGGCUUCGAGAACAUGACCUGGCUCAGAGGCAGACGCAGCUACAUCUUCAAAGGAGACGACAGCUUUGCGGAGCUGAUGGAGGUGAAUCACGAGGAGGAGGUGGUGGACACGGAGCGCUUCGACAUCUCCCGCGAGAUCGAGGAGGUCACGCUUGACUCCAUGGAGCCCAACGAACAGGAAGUGGCCAAGCGUCUGACCACGCCCAUCGUCAACACCUACCUGGAUACCAAGGACAUCUCAUUCGAGAGGUGCAAAUCUGGAAUCUGGGGCUGGAGAACAGACAGGACGGAAGUGGUGAACGGGUUUGAAUCUAAGGUUUUCUCUGUGAAUAACGUGAACGUUGUGAUCCGGACGAGAACGGAGCACCUGACUGAUGAAGAGAAGGCCAGAAUAAAAAGUAAAAGAAAUAUCCUGGAAUCGUUUCUGGGGACGGUAGAGCAGCAGGUCAGCGCUCAGGGGGACUUGACUUUAGAAUACGCCACAGCUACAAACCCCACAGCCAUCACUCCAGAGGAGUACUUUAACCCAGACUUCGACCUGGAGGACCGAGACAUCGGCCGACCCAUCGAGCUCACCAUCAGAACCCAAAGGUUUAAGGGCACUCUGUUUAUGAGUGAGGAGCACCCCCUGUCUCUGGUGGAGCAGGUGACCCCCAUCAUCGACCUGAUGGCCCGAACCAGCACACACUUCGCCCGCCUCCGAGACUUCAUCACCCUGCGCUUCCCUCCAGGAUUCCCCGUCAAGAUCGAAAUUCCUCUGUUCCACGUUCUGAACGCUCGCAUCACAUUUGGAAAUGUCAACCAGUGCAGCACAGAUGAUCCGCUGGACCCGACGCAAACAUCCGCAACGCCUUCACCAACCGCCGAGACCUCAGACCGGGGCAGUGAAGCCUCAGGUGAUGUCCCGUUCCAGGUGUGUCCCUCUGUGUUCACCGUACCUGCUCAUUACCGUAUCCGCGGGGGCAACAGACACGGUGGUCCACGUCACCAGGUGUCCAACCACGACGAGGAGCUGCUGCAGUACGCCAUUCACCAGAGCCUGCUGGAGUCCGGCGGCUACAGCCCACAGGAAUCGUGGGGAGAUUCUAAUGGAGUUCUGCCACAAGGAAUGGUGAACAGUCUCAGUGAUGGGACUGUCUCUGAAGGCGUGCCGGACCUGGACACCACUCCCACCAGUUCCUUCUCCGCCUCCAGUCCGGACUCGGACCUGCGGCUGGCCAUGGAGAUGUCCGCUCGAGCUCAGGAGGAGGAGGAGAAGAGGAGGAGAGAGGAGGAGGACGAGCUGGAGAAGAUCCUGCAGCUUUCGCUCACGGAGAAAUGAGUUAAUGCUCAUAUCGGACGAGGAGGAAGAGGAGGAGCAGGAAGAGGAAGAGCCGGCGAAAGACAAAAGGGCGAAUCCUUUUUGUUUCCUGUCGUUGCCAUAAACCUCCGGUUUCUUCAUCUGCACUCAAGUUCUGAUGCAGCAGCCACUUCCCUCUCCUCCUCCUCCAUUCUUCAUCAUUCACACUUCUUCAUACGGAGAACAUCUCCUCCUUUCUUAACCUUCAGUGUGAGACCUUCACAGUUCCUUUAACUCAUAUCUGAUGAUCACAGAGGAUUAUUAUUAUUUUUAUUUUUUAAGAUUUAUCACGCGUAUCGUACGGAUAACUCUCUCUUUCUGCCUCUCUUCCUGAGAUUGGGAGAGGAACUCUGAGCUGCUUCAUUGAGAUGAGAUUAUGUUGAGGACGCAGUGUGUGUGUGUGUGGUCGUAAACGUCUCUGAAAGGCCAAACGUGGAGUGUGUGUUUGAGCGAAUGAAUGAAUGUGUGUUCAUGCUUGUGGUAUAAGUAGCAGAACUGUUUAAGUAAGGUGUCUUCAGUUUGUUUUUUAGCGUGGGCUUUCCUGUUGUUACCGUAUCUCAGGGUUCUCAUUGGUUCCUGUAGAAAUUUCAGUGCUUCACCAACAAACGUGUUCUUUCAUAGCGGUUCUGUUCUGUUUUCGUAGCUCUUGAAAUUGUAGCACAGUUUUGAAAAUUGGACCUUUCAUGGUUUUAAUUUGGUGCCAUUUUUAAUAGAAUUCUGUAAAGCUUGAUUGACGUAGCAAAAUCUUGUCUAAACCCUGAUCAGAAGCUUCCGCCGUUCUGUAAAGUUUUUGAAAGUUUGUGAAGGUGAGACUAGUAGCUACCAGAGUUCUGUAGUAUUUAUCCAAACCAAGCAAAUAAUAGCUACCAACGGUCUGUAAAACAUGUCCCUCAAAACCCUCAAAAGUAGCUACUGCCACUCUGUAAAAACUUUACAAGAGUUUGUAGUUUGUAGUUUGUCUGAACUACAACUAGCUACUCCCAAUCUGUAAAAUUAUGUAAAGUUUUUCCAGACCUCAACUAGCUACUCCCACUCUGUAAAGUUCUGCAAAGUCUGUCCAAACUACGACUAGCUCCUACCAAUCUGUAAAGAUCUGUAAAGUUUGUCUAAACUACAACUAGCUACUCCCAAUCUGUAAAGUUCUGUAAAGUCUGUCCAAACUACGACUAGCUCCUACCGUUCUGUAAAGUCUGUCCAAACUACAAGUAGCUACUGCCACUCUGUAAAGUUCUGUAAAGUAUGUUUAUAAAGUUUGUCUAAUCUACAAACAGUAGCUACCAACCUUCUGUAAAGUUUGUUUCCAAUCUAUAAACAGUAGCUUCCAACCUUCUGUAAAGUUUAUCCAAUCAGGUAACAGAAGCAACCAACCUUUUGUAAAGUUUACCCAGUCUAGAAACAGUAGCUACCAACCUUCUAUAAAGUUUGGGCAAUCUACAAACAGUAGAUACCAACCAUCUGUAAAGUUUGUCCAAUCUACAAACAGUAGAUACCAACCUUCUGUAAAGUUUGUCCAAUCUACAAACAGUAGAUACCAACCAUCUGUAAAGUUUGUCCAAUCUACAAACAGUAGAUACCAACCAUCUGUAAAGUUUGUCCAAUCUACAAACAGUAGAUAUCAGUCUUCUGUAAAGUUUGUCCAAUCUACAAACAGUAGAUACCAACCUUCUGUAAAGUU